AUAUUUCGAAAACAUUAACAUUUUUUAUUUUUUUAAUUUUUUUAUUUUUUUAAUAUUUUUUUUUGUAUUUUUUUUAUUUAAAUAAUAAUUUAUUAUAUAUAUAAAUAACAAGGGCAUAAGAGUCUUUUGCCACUUAAUGAAGAAGAGAUUUUUGAAAAUGUCUCAUUAGUGGUGGUGAAAAUGAAAAGUGGUACCAUGAAAGUGGUAAACAUGUAAUUUCCUCAUUCAUCAAUGGUGUAAAUGUAAUAAAUCACGAUGAGAGUUAAUCUGAGUUCGACACAUAUAAAACUGAUUUCUAUUAAAUAAUCAUUUAUGUUGUUCCAAAUUUUUUUAUUAAUUAUUAGAUCAAAACAUAUUUAUAAUAAAUGUAUUAUUAUCUUUUAGAAAAAUAUAUCUGAAUUAUCAUAUUUUUAAGUUUCUGAAGUUAUUUUUAUAUAUAUUUAUAAAUAUAAAUUUUUAAAAGUUAUCGAAUUUUUUAAUUUUGUUGUAGGAAACAUAAAGAAUAAAAAAAACUAAAUUCGUUUUUAUAUAAAUGUCUAUGUUUAUAUUUUAUAAAUUUAUUCUUUUUAUUAUUUAUGUGUUUUAAUAAAAAGAAAAAUUACAUUAAAAGUUAAUCACAGUUUUAUUAAGAAAAAAAAAACAGAGAUAAUUGUUAUUAAUUGAAAUCACUAAUAAUAAUAAAAAUGGAAAUCACUAAUAAUAUUUUAAUUCAUUAAGGGUGCAAGUGUAAUAAACCAGCGUGAGAGUUAAUACGAGCGUGACACAUAAGAAACUGACUUUUCAAAUAAUAUUAUAGAGAUAUUAUAGAAUAAUUAAAACUUUGAAAAAUAUAUAGAAUAAUUAAAACAUGUUUUUUUUAUUUGGCGUCGUGACGCAUAUCACGCAAUAAAUCUUAGGUGAUAGUGAUAUAUCAAUAUAUUUCUCUGUUUUUUUCUUUGUUAACUAUUUCUCUGUUUUAUAUAGAAACUAAUGCAAUAUAUUCAUGUCCUUCCAAGUUUGGUUAAGCUAAGAGUUGUACUAAGUUUUCAAACUUCUAUAGCUCUUUUUUAUGUCUACUUCAUGUAUCACACUUUCUCAAACUAUGUGGUCUAACAAAUCACAUCUGUACUUUGUUUUAAAUUUUAAUGAAAGCCUUUUUACAAAAAAAAAAAUAUAUAUUCAUGUCCUGCUUUGUUCUCUUUACGUACAAAAAUAGAAGUGCUAUCCAAAAGUUUUGUUAGUACAACAAUAUUAUAUGCCAGGUAUGGGAUCCUCCCCCUAUAAAAUAGAGUCGUGAGCACGAUCAGAUGCACAAAUCACUAAUAACCUUCAAUAAACACUUAUAAACAAGACUUCUGAUUGAAACCAACUUUCAAAAUAAGAAAUGGAGAUGUUCUUAAUUUCUCUAUGUCUAGCAACCUUAUUGGCCUUUCUCUUCCUAAAGCGACUCUUCAAACGAACAACCACCACCAAACUUAACCCACCACCGUCUCCGUGGCGGCUUCCCAUCAUCGGAAACUUCCACCAGCUUAGUCUCUCCCCUCACCGCUCCUUUCGUUCCCUUAGCCUCCGCUAUGGGCCACUCAUGCUCCUUCAUUUUGGCCGUGUCCCCGUCCUUGUGGUCUCCUCUGCUGAAGUAGCUCAUGACGUUAUGAAAACACACGAUCGUAUAUUCGCCAACCGCCCUAUAACCAAAGCUAUGGAGAAAGUUGUGAAAGGUGGGCGAGAUAUUGUCUUUGCCCCCUAUGGCGAAUAUUGGAGGAAUAUGAAGAGUUUAUGCAUAGUGCAUCUUCUGACCAACAAAAUGGUUCGGUCCUUUCACAAAGAGAGAGAAGAAGAGAUUAAUAUUCUGAUGGAAAAGUUGGAGCAAGCAAGUUCAUCUUCUUCUACAGUAAACCUUAGCCAAUUUUUUAUCACCCUAACAAGCGAUAUAAUGAGUAAAGUUGCCUUGGGAAGAAAAUAUAGUAGUGACGAAGGCACAGUCAAUAUCAAGACCGUAGUGAGGACGUUUUCUCGGGUAUUUGGCACAUUCCCUGUAGCGGAAUACAUUCCUAGUUUGGCAUGGAUAGAUUGGAUUCGCAGAUUGGACGGUAAAGCAGAAGAAGUAAGUAAAACAUUCGAUGACUUUCUGGAAAAGGUGGUGCAAGAACAUGAUUUCGAUGUAGAUAAGAAAAGAUCAGGUUUUGUUGAUAGGUUGUUAUCGAUUCAAAGAGAGCAGACGACGCCCUUCGUUUUUGAUAGAAGCUACAUAAAACUAAUCAUUUUGGACAUGUUCAUAGGGGGAACGGCAACAACUUCGUCAUUACUUGAAUGGACAUUGACAGAGCUUGUGAGACAUCCAGAAUGUGUGAAGAAGCUUCGAGACGAGAUUUGUUCCGUUUCAGCGCAUAAUUCAUAUGUAAACGAGGACGAUGUUGAGAAGAUGAACUACUUAAAUGCUAUAGUCAAGGAGACACUUCGUUUACAUCCGCCACUUUCAAUAAUAGUCCCCCGACUAUUAAGCGAAGAUGUCAGAUUAAGAGGAUAUGAUAUUGCUGCAGGCACACAGGUGAUGAUUAAUGCGUGGGCAAUCCAACGAGAUAAAGCAACAUGGGGACCGGAUGCAGAAAAAUUUAAGCCAGAGAGACAUUUAAAUUCAUCUUUGGAUUUUCAAGGACAAGAUUAUAAAUUUAUUCCCUUUGGAUCAGGUAGAAGACUAUGUCCUGGAAUCAGAUUGGCAUUGGUAUUGGUUGAAGUGACAGUAGCAAACCUUGUGAAACGGUUUGACUGGAGAGUCCAGGUCGGACCUUAUGGAGUUGAUAAGCUUUAUCUAGCCGAGGCAGCUGGUAUAGAGGCAUGUCGCAAAUACCCUCUUAUUGUCUUUCCAACUUCUGUUGUGUUCCCCAUUUAAACUUUUUCUGCAACUCGUGCUCGUUUUUGUUACCCGUCUCUUGACUCUAUUAAUGUACGAGUGACUUUGCAUUAUAGAUUUCUGUUUUCUUUUGACCCAAGAGAAAAGAUUUCUGUUUUCUUUUGGUAUCUAUGUUGUAUACCUGUUAUCUGUAAGAACAAUAUGACAUUUUAACAUUUUACAAAAGCAUAUCUGUGCAUUGCAACUUCAUAA
This is a messenger RNA of Brassica rapa (field mustard), 3082 nucleotides long. RefSeq names its product cytochrome P450 71A16. The record is from RefSeq and is a predicted model, not a curated record. Gene Ontology annotation, molecular function: heme binding; iron ion binding; oxidoreductase activity, acting on paired donors, with incorporation or reduction of molecular oxygen. NCBI's taxonomy places the organism in Eukaryota, Viridiplantae, Streptophyta, Magnoliopsida, Brassicales, Brassicaceae.